CAUUUCCUCUCGGCAACCAGAAGGCCCCUCUCUCUUGUUGCCUUGCUGCCACACGUACGCACACAGCUACACAAAUAAACACACAUGAUCGACAGGGCGCAAACUAGCGUCAAGUCCACGCAACGUUUUUGGAAUUGUCGACAACUCGAACCGCAGCAGCCCAACCCGGAUGCUCCCCGCCGUAGUCACCCCCAUGGACCACCGUCGCUAGUUUGUCGCAGCCCGCUUGGUCGACGCUUUUCUCGGGCUCUGAUGGUACCAGCUGAACAGUGAGCGCUACCUGCCCGAGGACACCUGCCGCCCACUUCCCCUCAUCAUGUCUGGGAUUCACGCGCCGUGGUCGACGGGCACGGAGUGCGUCGCCAAGUACAACUUCCAGACGGCCAACGAGCAGGACCUGCCUUUCUGCAAAGGAGAUGUGCUGACCAUCAUCGGAGUCACCAGGGAUCCGAACUGGUACAAAGCAAGGAACAUCGUGGGCAGAGAGGGAACCAUUCCAGCAAACUAUGUCCAGAAGAGGGAAGGAGUCAAAUCAGGAGGGAAACUCAGUCUUAUGCCUUGGUUCCACGGGAAGAUCACUCGCGAGCAGGCCGAGCGGCUGCUCUACCCUCCUGAGACGGGCCUAUUUCUGGUCCGCGAGAGCACCAACUACCCGGGCGACUACACGCUCUGCGUCAGCUGCGACGGCAAGGUGGAGCACUACCGCAUCAUUUACCACAACGGCAAGCUCACCAUCGACGAGGAGGAGUAUUUCGACAACCUCAUGCAGCUGGUGGAGCACUACACCAAAGACGCCGACGGCCUGUGCACCAGCCUCAUCAAGCCCAAGUUGAUGGAGGGCACUGUGGCGGCGCAGGACGAGUUCUCUCGGAGCGGCUGGGCCCUGAACAGGAAGGAGCUGAAACUCCAACAGACCAUCGGCAAAGGAGAGUUUGGAGAUGUGAUGGUGGGCGACUAUAGAGGGACCAAAGUGGCGGUGAAGUGUAUCAAAAACGACGCCACGGCGCAGGCUUUCAUCGCCGAGGCCUCCGUCAUGACUCAACUGAGACACAACAACCUGGUGCAGUUGCUGGGAGUCAUCGUGGAGGAGAGGGGAAGUCUCUACAUCGUCACAGAGUACAUGGCCAAGGGCAGCCUGGUCGACUACCUGCGCUCCAGAGGGCGGACUGUGCUCGGUGGUGACUGCUUAUUGAAGUUCUCACUUGAUGUGUGCGAGGCCAUGGAGUACCUGGAAGCCAACAACUUUGUCCACAGAGACCUGGCGGCCCGCAACGUGCUGGUGUCGGACGACAACAUCGCCAAGGUCAGCGACUUUGGCCUGACCAAGGAGGCCUCCUCCAUUCAGGACACCGCCAAGCUCCCUGUCAAAUGGACCUCCCCUGAGGCUUUGAGGGAGAAGAGGUUUUCCACCAAGUCAGAUGUCUGGAGUUAUGGAAUCCUCCUCUGGGAGAUCUACUCCUUCGGCCGUGUGCCUUACCCUCGUAUUCCACUGAAAGAGGUUGUGCCCCGUGUGGAGAAGGGUUACAAGAUGGACGCCCCCGAUGGCUGCCCGCCCGUGGUGUACGACCUCAUGAAGCAGUGCUGGACCCUCGACGCGACGGUGCGGCCGUCCUUCCGCAUGCUGAGGGAGAAGCUGCAGCAUAUCCGCGCCAAGGAGCUCUACUUGUGAAGCGGCGGGCGGGCAGGAGGGUGCUGAUGAUAGGGGUGAGGAGUUUGAUAGGGGGGGUGGGAUUACAAACCAAGGGACCACAGCAAGCUUUCCUCCCGCCGUCCCUGGAUGCCCGCCAGCUUACCUUAAAGGACCCACUUCUGUUGGUGUUGUAAAGCUUUUGCCCAGUUCACCGCUUUUUUUUUUUUUCGCUCCUCCUCUUCCUCUCCACCUCUGUUGAACACGGCAUUAAGUGGAGGGGAGGCUGGCCUUUUCCUCCACCUUUGUCAGGUGCUUGCUCUUCCACACUCCCCCUUUCCCAUCUCUUGCCCACCCCCACCCCCUGCAUGUCCCACUGCCGCCUCAAGUCUCUCGCCCUCCUCCCUCUGCUGGCCGUGGUGUCAGGUGUGGGGCCUUCGCUCUGUACCAAAGUGCCUCCAGUCCUCCAGAGCUCCACAAACGCACCGCCGCUGUCUUUUUUUUUUUUUGAAUUGCUAUCUUUUUUCAGGGAGGUUAUCAAACCAGUUUUCUAGUGCCGUAUUUCUUUCUCCCAUUUUUUUUUUUCUUCCAAUGUCAACAUUUUUCUGGGGUCCAAGAGCCAAGAUGGGCGGAAAUGGAGGAGGGGGCAGAACGAGGACAUGGAGCUGCCUCUGAAUGGUUCAUCAUACGUGGGCUUGUUUUUUUAUAUCAAAUAUAUUUAAAGGAUUUAAAAUAAAAAAACAAACUGACUGGGGCAGAGAAUUUACAAAAAAAAAAGGAAAGGCUGGAGGGGGCGGUUGGGAAUGGUGGUGCAUGGUGUGUGUGUGUGCGUGCUUGCGUGUGUGCAGUUGUGUAUGAGUGAGAGUGUGCAUGUGUGAGAGGCCUUCGGUUCAACUGUCAGUGCUUUCAAUGUUCAUUGUUUUAUUAUGCUAUCAUGAAUAAAUCAUUCCAUCUGAGUAGACCCGUGAAA
This is a messenger RNA of Hippocampus zosterae (dwarf seahorse), 2597 nucleotides long. RefSeq names its product tyrosine-protein kinase CSK. The coding region runs from base 317 to 1669 and encodes 450 amino acids. The record is from RefSeq and is a predicted model, not a curated record. The transcript is spliced from 13 exons. Gene Ontology annotation, biological process: adherens junction organization; protein phosphorylation; regulation of Fc receptor mediated stimulatory signaling pathway. Lineage: Eukaryota; Metazoa; Chordata; Actinopteri; Syngnathiformes; Syngnathidae. Gene Ontology annotation, molecular function: protein tyrosine kinase activity; protein binding; ATP binding.